This is a messenger RNA of Eufriesea mexicana, 1039 nucleotides long. Its product is annotated as protein RTF2 homolog. The coding region runs from base 87 to 941 and encodes 284 amino acids. Gene Ontology annotation, biological process: mitotic DNA replication termination. The transcript is spliced from 3 exons. Gene Ontology annotation, cellular component: nucleus. The record is from RefSeq and is a predicted model, not a curated record. NCBI's taxonomy places the organism in Eukaryota, Metazoa, Arthropoda, Insecta, Hymenoptera, Apidae.
GAUGUGAGUUAUAAUCCAUAAUAGUAUUUGUCGCAGAUCCUAUUAAAAUCAAAUAGCUUGUAACUGUUUUUCUUUUUUAAUCUAUUAUGGGUUGCGAUGGUGGAACUAUUCCGCGUAGAGAUGAACUCGUAAGAGUAAAGAAGAAACCAGAACAAAAAGAUAAAGAAGCAGAAUUAGCAUUUAAAUGGAGACAUUGCACAAUAAAACAAUUACCAUUACAACCGCCAGUAGUUGGUUGUGGUUUAGGUCAUCUUUAUAGUAAAGAAUCUGUAUUGGAAGGUCUUCUGGAUCGAAGUACACUUCCAGAAUCAGCACAACAUAUUAAAACCUUGAAAGAUCUGAAGAAUUUGAAUUUGACACCAAAUCCAGCAUUUGAUGGUAAUAAAGCAAAAAAAGGAGAUUGUUACACUGAUGAAGGAAAAAGUCCAUAUAUUUGUCCACUUAUUGGAUUAGAAAUGAAUGGAAAAUACAAAUUCUGUUUUUUAUGGUCAUGUGGUUGUGUAAUGAGUGAAAGAGCACUUAAAGAAGUAAAAAGCAAGAUAUGUCAUCAAUGUCAACAACCAUUUACUGAAACAGAUAUUGUUAUUAUAAAUGCAGAAGGUGAUGAUUUUAAAUUGAUGGAAAAAAAUAUGGCAUUACGUAAAACAAUACAGAAAAAAUCUAAGAAACAGAAAUAUAAUGAAGACGAUCAGACACAAGAUAUUAAGCAAGAAGAUGUACCAAAGAAGAAAAUGAAAAAGGAGGAUAGAAAUUCUGUUAUUAAAAUUAAUAAUAAUAGGACUAAAGCUGAAGAUCCAGCAUAUAAAAAAGUUAAAGAUAAUUACAGUGUUGCCAAAGAUCCUAAAGCAUCAGAAGUUUUCAAGAGUAUAUUUACUACUCAUAAAUCUGCAGCAGAUCAAGAUAGAGCACAUUGGAUUACGUAUAACCCAUUUUACAAUUGAAAUAUAAUUUGAAUGUAAAAGUUUUCAAAACAAUUAAUCUUAUGUGUAACAGACAUUAUAUAUAAAAAUAAUUGUAACACACUGUAAACGCUAAAAUG